CCACUAAUGCUCGAAAUCCACCGGUCUACAAUAAGAUUUUCAAGAUGGCGACUACUCAACGUACGCAGCAGCCACAGGGCGACACCAGGCAAGAAUUGUCUGAACUCGUCAAGAGGAAACAAGAACUGGCGGAGACCCUGGCUAAUUUGGAGAGGCAAAUAUAUGCCUUUGAAGGGAGCUACCUUGAAGACACCCAGAUGUAUGGGAACAUCAUUCGUGGCUGGGACAGAUAUCUGACCAACAACCGAACCACCAACAGUAAGGCUGACAGAAGAAACAGAAAGUUCAAAGAAGCAGAGCGACUGUUCAGCAAGUCAUCCAUAACAUCACAUGCUGCUAUUCAAAGUGUCAUUCAAAGCCAGCCACAAUCAACAGAGGAAAAAAGAGAAGCUAUCCAGGACCCAGCAGAAGUGGGCCAUGAUAGUGGCAGUCAGAGCAGCACGUCCAGUCAACAUGGCACCAGUGUGGUACACUCAGGCAGGGUCCACAAAAGUUCACACAAGAAAGGAAGAACAAGAGCAGGCAUCACAGACUGGAAGUCAAGCUGAACAAAAAAGGAAGAGGUGAUGUAGAUGAGUGCUGAUGCUGGACCUGACAGUGGAAGUGGAGUUUGGAGGCUACAGUAGUGGAGCAGAGUUUUAGUGAUUGUUAGUGUAGCAUGUUCUGUAACAGGCAGCAAGUUCCAACAGUACGGUUUACUGGACUUGGAUCCGGACUUGUAAGAAUGUUUAGGUUCAAGUCCAA
Molecule: messenger RNA, 744 nt
Organism: Branchiostoma belcheri (Belcher's lancelet)
Lineage: Eukaryota; Metazoa; Chordata; Leptocardii; Amphioxiformes; Branchiostomatidae
Product: chromatin modification-related protein MEAF6-like
Exons: 7
Coding region: 45-548 (167 amino acids)
Cellular component (GO): NuA4 histone acetyltransferase complex
Source: RefSeq, a predicted model, not a curated record